AUGCCGUCCCUCAACACCAUCGCGUACUACCUCUUCCACGUGGGCGAGCUGCGGUCAAUCGUGCAGUGGUCCGUCUGGCACAACCCGGUCCAUGAGCGCGACGAGUCGAAGGAGAGCGAGAACCUGAAACGAUGCUUCCACUUCCUCAAACUGACAUCGCGGUCUUUUGCGUCGGUCAUCCAGGAGUUACACCCCGAGCUGCUGGUUCCUAUGACCGUCUUCUACCUGGUCUUGCGCGGACUAGACACCAUUGAGGAUGACAUGACCAUCGACAUUGGCCCAAAAGAGCCUUUGCUGAGAGACUUCCACAAGCAUCUGGAGGACGAGGAGUGGACGUUCGACGGCAGUGGACCGAACGAGAAGGAUAGAUCACUGCUCGUCGAGUUCAAUUGCGUGGCGAAGGAGUUCAACAAGAUGAAGAAGGAGUACCAGGUCAUCAUCAAGGACAUCGCCAAGAAGAUGGGCAACGGCAUGGCAGACUACUGCAAGGACGCCGCGUUCAACAAAGAGGGUGUGCAGACGGUGCAGGACUACGAGCAAUACUGCCACUAUGUCGCCGGCCUCGUCGGCGAGGGAUGCACCCGCAUGUUCGUCGAAGGCAAGCUCGCUAACCCCGUCCUGCUUCAACGGCCAGAGCUCAUCGAGAGCAUGGGUCAAUUCCUCCAACAAACCAACAUCAUCCGCGACAUCCACGAAGACAACGUCGACAAGCGCUACUUCUGGCCCAAAGAAGUCUGGUCCAAAUACGUGAAAUCCCUCCCCGACCUCUUCUUACCCGAAAACCGCGAGCUCGCGCUGCAAUGCCAGAGCGAAAUGGUGCUCAUCGCCCUCCGCCGCGCGGACGAAUGCCUCUUCUACAUGGCCGGCGUACGCGAGCAGAGCGUCUUCAACUUCGUCGCCAUCCCGCAGAGCAUGGCCAUCGCCACCCUCGAGCUCUGCUUCAACAACUACACCAUGUUCGAGCGCAACAUCAAGAUCACCAAGGGCCAGGCGUGCCACCUCAUGACGCAGUCCACGCAGAACUUGCAACUGGUUUGCGAUAUCUUCCGCGAGUACGCGCGGAAGAUCCACCGCAAGAACCGGCCGCAGGAUCCGCAUUUCUUGGAUAUCAGUAUUGCGUGUGCGAAUAUUGAGAAGUUUAUUGAGAGCAUCUUCCCGACGCAGACGGCGCGGACGUUGCCGAAGUCUGGAGAGCAGCGCCCUACCGCCGUGGACCCGGAGACGGAGGAGAGGAGGAAGCGGGAGGAGGCGGAGUCGAGGCAGGACAUGAUCUAUAUCAUGCUGGCGGUGGUGACGACGCUGGUUAUCAUCUCAGGGUCGAUGAUCGGCGUAGCCUGGUUCUUCGGCGCGCGCUUCGACCUCGCCUUCUCCGCGAUGAAGGACGGCGUCAAGGAGAUCAGCGGUAAGAUGGGCGCGGCGGCGCCUGCUGCUAGCCCUUCAGAAGCUGUGCACGUGGAGCUCUAG
Saxophila tyrrhenica is the source of this 1464-nucleotide messenger RNA. It is a transcript of the gene ERG9, whose product is annotated as bifunctional farnesyl-diphosphate farnesyltransferase/squalene synthase. Gene Ontology annotation, biological process: farnesyl diphosphate metabolic process; ergosterol biosynthetic process. Gene Ontology annotation, cellular component: endoplasmic reticulum membrane. Lineage: Eukaryota; Fungi; Ascomycota; Dothideomycetes; Mycosphaerellales; Extremaceae. The record is from RefSeq and is a predicted model, not a curated record. The transcript has 2 exons. Gene Ontology annotation, molecular function: squalene synthase [NAD(P)H] activity. The coding region runs from base 1 to 1464 and encodes 487 amino acids.